AACAAAUUCUUUCUAGUUUGCAGUUCGUUACAAACAAACUCACAGCGAUUAUCAACGGUUAACGAACUCACAAAUUCUGCAAUGGAAUCAAAACCGCCCCGGCCGCCGCCGCCGCCGCAGCGAUCAUCAAUCCUCGGCCGUCUGAUCAAAAUGGACACCGCCGUCUCUCUCCACCUCCACACCACCGCCCAACCCCUCCUCCCCCGCUCUCUCCUCAAAACCCUAGAAAUCUCCGGCGACGGCCGCCUCUUCUUCCCCCUCACCAUCUCCCUCCUUCUCUCUCCUCUCUCCACCACCACCACCUCCACCUCCACCUCCUCCCCUCUCCUCUUCUCCCUCCUCGCCGACCUCCUCAUCGGCGGCCUCCUCGACCUCCUCUUCGUCGGCCUCAUCAAGCACCUCGUCCGCCGCCCUCGGCCCGUCUACAACAAAGACAUGUUCUUGACCUUCUCCGUCGACCACUGGUCCUUCCCCAGCGGCCACUCCUCUAGGGUUUGCUUCGUCGCCUCAUUUCUUUGCCUCUCCUCUGCCCUAAUUGGCCAGGCCAUUACUCAAUUGAGGUCUUCCAGAUUCGAAUUCGUUGAUAAAUUGUUCAAUUUGGUCGAUUUCUAUGACGGUAAGGCUGUAGAUUUCGUUGUUUUGGUUGUUUCUUUGUGGGCUGUUGCGACAUCGGUUUCUAGGGUUUUGCUUGGUCGGCAUUUCGUUUGUGAUGUUAUUGCUGGUGCUUGUUUGGGUGUUGUGGAAGCUCUACUUGUGUUUCACUUUCUCAAUUAUUCAAUUCUGGUUUCAAAGUUUUUGUGAUGAAAACUGUAGGUGUCUUUUUGGGAAAUUAUGCCAUUGUUUAAUUUUCUUGGAAAAUUGAUGACACAGUUACUGUAUCAUGGAAAAUAUUUCACAAAUAUUGUUGACCAAGAUGCUGUACCAUGUAAUUGUACCAUUUUUGUUUGGAAUUUUGUAAUAAAUGUGGGGGUGGUGGUAACAAGUUUCUAACAACUAUCAACUAUCAGUUGUUUAUGUAAGGUUUACAUUUUGCUUGACUGAUCAAUCUAUGCUAUAUGUACUUUAGUCUUCAGACUGAAACUAGUUUUCGGAAAAUUUGAAUCUUUACCAAUUGAAUGCAAA
Messenger RNA from Camellia sinensis, 1122 nucleotides. RefSeq names its product Phosphatidic acid phosphatase (PAP2) family protein (gene LPPBETA). Lineage: Eukaryota; Viridiplantae; Streptophyta; Magnoliopsida; Ericales; Theaceae. The record is from RefSeq and is a predicted model, not a curated record. Gene Ontology annotation, molecular function: sphingosine-1-phosphate phosphatase activity.